GCCAGGCAGGCGCUUUGCCACUGAGCUAAAUCCCCAGCCCCCCCAUUUUUAUUUUGAGACAGAAUUUUGAUGAGUGACUAAGUUGCUGAGAGUGGGCUUGAACUUGCUAACUGAUUUUCUUUCAGAUUAUGUUAUAAUAUCUUAUUCUAAGAAAAUAUGGAAAAUAUAAAAAUGUAUAAGGAAAAUGAAAGGAGUUAUUCCAAAUGUAUUAAAUGUGUUAAUGUUUUAUUUUAUGCCUUUUGACCUUUUUAUAUUUGUGUACAAAAGGAAAACAUUAUUUAGUAGCAUUUAUUAAAGAAUGCUAAAGGAGACUGUUCUGGACUAUUUGGAUAGGUAUGAGGACUGCCAUAAUGCAAUUUUGCAGUAGCGGAAAGGGAUUGGAUUCAACUCUGAAUACACUGUAUUUGUAGCCAAGUCAGGAGGGCGAGGGGAGUCAAUGAAUGGAAAAUUACUAAAAGGAAACGAGGAAUCAGAGGGAGUCUUCUGAAGACAGGCCCAGGGUGAUGGAGAAUGAGGAAUCUGGACAGGUAUUGAGGCUGAACUUCAGUCAUUAUCUAUUCCUGGAACAUAUCAAGAGAAGAUUACUCAUCUAGGAAGUUCUCUGAUGCAUCUAACAGGUCUAAAGUCUUUAGAUCUUUCACGCAACUCUUUGGUUAGUCUAGAGGGCAUUCAGUACCUGGUUUCCUUGGAGAGUCUCAACCUCUACUACAAUUGCAUCUCUUCCUUAGCGGAAGUAUUUCGGCUCCACGUCUUAACUGAACUCCAGGAUGUAGACUUGCGGCUAAACCCAGUUGUGAAGAAUGAGCCUGACUACCGACUGUUUGUACUGCACAUGCUUCCCAGGCUGCGGCAGCUGGAUGAUCGUCUUGUGAGAGAGAGUGAGCGGAAGGCUUCCCGACUGCAUUUUGCUUUGGAGGACUCACUUGACUCAAAGGAGAGCUUACCAGCUGCUUUGAAAGUUGGAAGGCCACACCGCUCUAGGGUCAGGUGUGCUGAAACUUCAGCCAAGAAGUGCUUGGUCAUGGAUGCGGAUGACGAGGCGGUCCUGAACCUCAUUGCCGAAUGCGAGUGGGACCUCAGCAAUCCUCCUGGGAGCACGAGCUCCAGCCAGGAGCAGGAAGCCACCUUCCAUCGCACCCAAGAGUCCAGACAUCUGCUGAGCCCUCCAUCUGUCCAGCACCAGUGUGGGGACCCCUUGAGGAAGGGUCAUGAUAAGAGGAGAGCCAGCUCCAGCACAUGCUGCCCCGAGCAGCCACCUCCACACCAGCACUGUGGGGAGCUGUCCCCACAGCAUGGGAAACCUGAGGCCUGCUGUGCCCACAGCCCACACAUUGAUGUCAUCACCCACCCAGAUUCCACAGAUAUUGAGGACUCUUCCUCUUCUUGUCAGAAGCCAAGUUUGUCAUCACAAAAGGUGUUGAAUCCUUUGCCUGUUCCUGAAAGGUAUAGGAAGCGCAGGAUGCAUGGUGGAAGAUUCCAGAUGCUUUCAAACCAGAAGUGCCUGAGCCAUCUGGAGAGGGCUAGUGGACUCCACAGCCUCACGGAGAGUUUGAGCAAGCAAGACAGCUCAGGGGGCCCGAGCCAGAGGGCAUUUUCUCUUCCCAGGGCAUCAGAGGCUGAAGAGCAGACAUCUCACAGCCCAUCCAUAUCACACUUGACAGCUCCGCUAGGGGAGAGGGCUGCCCUGGACAUGGUGUUCCUGGAGGCGCUCCUCAACCUGGUAGAUAAGUACUGGAGUGGCUGCAGGUCUCUGCAUGGGAACCAGGCAUUCCUAGCCCAGGCGAAGCAUGUUUUGUCAUCUGUCCAAGAGUUGGCAUCAGCUCAGGGGAGCACAGCACCUGGGGAUGAAGAAGUCAGCUACCUGGUCCUUGAAAAUCAGUCUCUGCACAUGCGGCUUGCCGAGCAGCAGCAACAGUACACCACAACCAUGAGUGAGGUGACAGCGGAGCUUAGUAGCACCCAGCGGGAGAUGGACCUCGAAGGCCUCCCCACCCAGGACUCUGCCACCUUAAGAGCACUGCCUAACUGCUACACACCUAGGCCACAGGAUACCUUGAGACAACAUUUAGACAGAUCUUUGGAAGAGAAUAAUAGCUUAAAAUCUAUGUUGUUUAACAUGAAAAAAGAAGUGAAAAAUGGAGAAACUUCAGCAGCAUUAAAUGUGCAGAUCUCUGGACUUCAGGCAAGUGUCAAGCAACUGUCUGGUGAGGUUGUAGAACUAAAGCAGCACCUUGAGCACUAUGACAAGAUCCAGGAGCUCACCCAGAUGCUGCAGGAGAGCCACAGCUCCCUGGUCAGCACCAACGAGCACCUCCUGCAGGAGCUGAGCCGGGAAAGGGCACAGCACAGGGCAGAGGUGGAACAGAUGCGCUGGAGCUUCCAGGAGCUCAAGAAGACUGCAGCCCUGUUCCCGCCUCACAGCGCCAGCUUUGGGGGCUGCCAGUCGUGCUGAUCCUGCUCAAAGCUAUGCAUCUCCUCUUGCCUUUGGCAUAGCCCCUUGUGUGCAUUUUUGUGCUUCUCUUUGCUGGUGAGACCUGUUCUUUGUGUUUGUAAUUACAUUUUCCUCAUUGAAACACAUUCAGGGUCUAUAGCUCAGCUCUCUGAAGCAUCCUAAACUGACAGGGUGGGCCCAGCCUUCGCCUGUUUGGAGACAUACUGAUUGCUUCGCCAUCAGAAUACCUGAGAUGCAGGCAGCAAGGCACUUUCCUUCCUAAUGUGAUGCACUGUGUAUGCUAAUUAAAGGAAAAAUUUCUUGUGUGGUAAGCA
This is a messenger RNA of Chinchilla lanigera (long-tailed chinchilla), 2766 nucleotides long. RefSeq names its product centrosomal protein 72kDa (gene Cep72). Bases 605 to 2452 code for a protein of 615 amino acids. The record is from RefSeq and is a predicted model, not a curated record. NCBI's taxonomy places the organism in Eukaryota, Metazoa, Chordata, Mammalia, Rodentia, Chinchillidae. Gene Ontology annotation, cellular component: centriolar satellite. Gene Ontology annotation, biological process: regulation of protein localization to centrosome; spindle organization; centriole replication. Gene Ontology annotation, molecular function: protein binding. The transcript has 13 exons.